This is a messenger RNA of Lodderomyces margitis, 1467 nucleotides long. It is a transcript of the gene RTG3, whose product is annotated as Rtg3p. Lineage: Eukaryota; Fungi; Ascomycota; Pichiomycetes; Serinales; Debaryomycetaceae. The record is from RefSeq and is a predicted model, not a curated record. Gene Ontology annotation, molecular function: protein dimerization activity; RNA polymerase II cis-regulatory region sequence-specific DNA binding; DNA-binding transcription factor activity, RNA polymerase II-specific. The coding region runs from base 1 to 1467 and encodes 488 amino acids. The transcript has a single exon. Gene Ontology annotation, biological process: regulation of transcription by RNA polymerase II.
AUGGAAGAAUUUUUAAAGGAUAGCCCUUCCGAGAUCCCCACUUCGGAGGAUAAAACCAACGAGGGAUUCAACAACAACUUUGUUUACACAACGCUUGAUAAUGAGCGCUUGGACAACCCACAAUCGCUUAAUUUGGACUUUGAUCCACUUAGUGAAGGCAGACAACAACAAGACUAUUCCUUAGACUUGACCAAUAAUUACGACGAAAACAACUACAAGAACGAUGCCUCGGGAAAUUACUUUAGCAGUGGAAGCAACGUCAACACAAACACUCCUGGGUCUGGCUUUAAUUCAAAUACCCAAUUGUCGGGCAGCGACUACUUGAGUCCUAUGGGAUUCUCAUACAAUCAGCAAGGUCUGCAAUCACAGUCGCAGAAUCCAAUUAGUAACCAGCAGCAACCGGGCCACCAAAGAAUGAAUUCAGACACAUUUUCAGGAUCCAACCCUGGCUCUUUCACAAGUGAGCCAUUUUUAGAUGAUGUGGCAUUCUCGCAAGCAAUUUUGGGCCCGCAAUUGAAUGUUUCGCAAUACGGAUCCAACCAAGAGAACUUAUCGCCACAGCAGUUUUCGCCGCAGUUACAAAGCACGCAACCAUUUGUUACUAAUUCAGCUAACUUGGAUGAGUUAAUAUCACCAGGCAACAACUAUGACGAAAGCACAUUUCUCAAUCCUCAAUACUUUUCGCCACCAAACCGAUCGGGAAACCAUUUCAACUCCUUGCGUUCAAUUGCUGAGGACACGUUUGAUGCCAAUUCGGCAGACAUCUAUAGUCCCGACUUGUCGAGACACGGAAGUAUUAGUGGACCAACUUAUGGGCAAGGAAGCAAUAUUCCUCAGACAGGCUCCUACUUGUCGCCCCAACUAGACCCAGUGUCAUAUGUUUCGCCUGAUUUCAAUAGUGGAUCCUAUUUGAACUCGCCACCGCAGUACAAUAGUCGGGUCAAUAAUCUAAACUUGAAUGUCCCAGCUCAGAAUAUGAGUACGUCGAUUCCCAAUCACACAACAACUCAGGAGAAAUGGAAUUCGUUAUCGCCUUUGCCCUCGCAGUCCUCGACAUUAAGCACGUCUGUCCCCAAUUCUAAGCGCGAUGUAUCAGUGCCCACCAAACAGCUUUCUAAAGAAGAAAAGUUGAAAAGGCGCCGAGAAUUUCACAAUGCCGUUGAACGAAGAAGACGUGAUUUGAUUAAAGAGAGAAUAAAGGAAUUGGGAAUAAUCGUUCCUCCUUCAUUGCUAAACCCUCAAUUAAGUGCAGUUCAAACGUUGCAACAGAAAAACAACAUCAACUCGAGUGACUUGAACGACUUGAUUAGUUCCAUCAAGGUUAAAGAAACAAAGCCAAAUAAGUCUACAAUUUUGAACAAAUCAGUCGAGUACAUCAACCACUUGAAUUAUGUGCUAAGACAACAGGAACUUUCCCGAAACCAAUUGUGCAAGCAGAUCAAACAGUUAGAGCAGAGUAACAUUUAG